GUCAAGACAACAGCCAGUGUGCACCUCAGAGGUUCUUCCAGCUUGCCAGAUGAGAUUCCUGAAUAUCUGUCAGAAUGUCAGAUGAUUUGAGGAAACAGACAGAGUCCAGUACAUCCCAACCAAUGGCAAGAGUAAAAUGUUCAAGAAAAAGAAGUAUUGGUGUGAUUUCAAAGGAGAAUUACGACUGCCUUAGAUUAAAACUUGAAGGAGGUGACAUUCCCAAGGAUAGCAAGACUGUCAAGUUUUACCAUGUCUGCCAGAAAAUACAGAAGUUCAAUUUAUCUUUGACAGAAAUUCACAACCCUGUCCAAGGAGAAUAUAGAUUGGAGAUUAUUGAUGGGGACAGGAAAAUAGUGAUAUCAAAGUCAGAACUUGAUAAUGUCAUCUGCAAAUUUUACACUGAGUUGCGGGGUUCUGGAGCAAAGAAAAUAAGAACAUUGAUAAACCAGUAUUAUGCUGGCAUUUCUCAGGAAGCCAUACAAGACUUUAUAGACAGGCAAGAUGACAGGCAACUGUUACAUCCUAAAUUUGUUAAUGCUGCCAAACUAAAACCGGUUAUUUCAAGAACACCAAUGGGGCGACAUCAGGUUGACCUUGUGGAACUAACUGGAAUGCCUGCAGAAAAUGAUGGUGAAACAUUCAUUUACAUCUUGUCUGUUAUUGAUGUUUUCACAAGAUUCUUGUGGCUUCGGCCUCUUUCCAACAAAAGAGCCUGUUCAGUGGCAUUGGAACUCAACAAAAUCUACUUUGAGUAUGGAUGGGGAAAUCCAAGAAUCUUACAGUGCGAUCAAGGCUCCGAGUUUAAGGGAGCAGUCAACCAACUCUGCAUAGAAAUGGGAACGAAGAUUGUCCGAAGUCGGGCUCACCAUCCACAAUCUCAGGGAAAGAGUGAACGAUCACACCGGGAUUGGAAAAGCCAUCUGGAAUUUGAUCACAGCAAACAUGGUGAUGGAGAAAACUUCAACUGGGUGGAAAAGUUGCCAGCAUAUGCUAGAAUACACAAUGAAAGCAUUCAUUCUGCACUUGGUUGUUCACCAUACAAGGCCAUGCUGGGCUGCCCUCCAGUACACUUCAAGAAUUUGUUGAGAGCUGGAAAUACAGUUGAUGCGUACUCUUGCUCUGAAGAAGAUGAGCAGUGCGAACUAUCUGCAGAGAGUGAUGAGGAUACUGGAGACGAAUAUGGCAUUAAUGAGAGAAUAGAAGCAAUCACAAACCUCAGGAAAAAUGUGCUGCAGGCGUCACUGACCAAAUCAUCAGAAAUGAUUAAAAAACACCACGAAAACAAGGACACAUCAGUGUACAAGAUAGGGGAUGAAGUUCUGGUGAGGGUUCAUGGAAAAGAUACCAGAGUCAAACGAGGUGGGCCAAAAAAAGGGAUGAAAAAAUGCAAGGAAGGAACUAUUGUCGAAAUAGAUUCCCAGAACUCCCAAUUCAAGGUUGCCUAUCCGAACAAGCAUGUGCAGUGGGAGCAGGUGUGUGACAUUACUUCUCGGACAAGAAAAGAAGAGAAGAGGAGAAGAAUGAGGACAUAUGAAGAUGCUCGGCCAGAUGCAAGAGAAGAGGGUAGAAAGCCACUCAAAAGGGGAAAAACACAGGAUGAAAAAGGAAAGGGAGAACAACAGGCUCAAACCAAGAGGAGAGACAAUGCAGAAACAAAAGGACGCAAGAAGACACCAACUAUGAAAGAACUGGAGAUGGAGGCCUCAUUCUAUGACCUUGACAUUGUGGACAAUGAAGGGGCUGGUAACUGCAUGUUUAUUGCAUUGGCUCAACAGCUUCAAAUACAUGACAUUGACAUAAUCAGCCAUAAACAUCUGCGAGAAAAGGUUGUGCAAUAUGUGCAGGGCAAGCGGCGUCUGUUCAAGGACUUCGUGGAUAAAAACCAUUAUCCAACAUUCAGAGACUAUAUCAUCAAGAUGAAGAUGUUGGGGGAAUGGGGAGACAACAUCAUUCUGCAGGCAACAGCUGACCUCUAUAAGGUGACCAUCAGGAUCAUUACAACAAUUGCAAAUGAGCCUACAUUCAUUCGUCCAGCUGAAUACCGAGGAGACAUGCCAGUACUAAGCAUAGGCCACUUGUGGGAGCUGCAUUAUGUGACACUCAUACCAAUGUCCACAGAAGGAGAGAAAGAGAUGGAAGCAGCUAAUGACACCAAAAUGGACACAGAAGAUGAAUCAGAUUCAGAUUCAAAGUAUCCAAUCAACACUGCUGUAUGGGAACACAAGAAAGAAAAUGUAGUGGCACACCUGCAGAGAAUUGCUGCAAGAGAUGCACCUGAGGAACAACUUCAAAGGCAUGAUGAGUUUGUCAGCGGCUUCCCAACACCAGACCGAAGAGUCAAUUUUGCAGAGGGAUAUCUGUCUCAAUAUAUGCAGCAAAAAAUGCUUCAGUACUUGAUAUCAGCUUUGACAUUAACAAGACUGAAAGAUACACGGAGGAUAUACUCAGGAAGUAUGCGACUGUUCAAGUGCAAGGUUGAAAAGAAGCUGAAACUUUUAACGCAAAAGCACAUGAUAGCUGCCACAGAUUACCUGAUGUAUGUUGGGGUAAAGGAAGCUAUAAUUCAUAUUCUGAUGGAUGUGCUGAAUAAACCCUAUGAAGAAGUCAACUAUGAAUGUAAAUCAACAGAAUUUGAUGCCAGUCAAGUUCCAGGGAGGGGUGUCCACAUCACUGUGGAUGACGAAUAAUGAUGGCUUGGUUCACACAGGGAGGAUUAAAAUGCCACUGUUAUACAGGAUGACUGACUUGCUGGAUGUGUUGUGAUGAUUGUGCUUGCACACUGAUGUCAACACCCACAUAUAUUAUCUUUACAAGAAAAGUAAAUGGAUGUACAUGAACCACAGUGACAUGUCAUUUUGUAACAUUAGUAUUUCUUUGUAUGACAAUGUGUGAAUUUACUAGGGUUGCAACGGGUAACUCACGAACUCUAUGCUUACACUAAAAGUCACUCAUGUUCGCAUUUCUUUCUGACUAUGCACCC
This is a messenger RNA of Haliotis rufescens (red abalone), 2980 nucleotides long. RefSeq lists its product as uncharacterized. The record is from RefSeq and is a predicted model, not a curated record. Lineage: Eukaryota; Metazoa; Mollusca; Gastropoda; Lepetellida; Haliotidae. Gene Ontology annotation, biological process: DNA integration; protein deubiquitination. Gene Ontology annotation, molecular function: cysteine-type deubiquitinase activity; nucleic acid binding. Bases 75 to 2687 code for a protein of 870 amino acids. The transcript is spliced from 16 exons.